Messenger RNA from Aureobasidium musti, 1980 nucleotides. NCBI's taxonomy places the organism in Eukaryota, Fungi, Ascomycota, Dothideomycetes, Dothideales, Saccotheciaceae. The record is from the annotation of a GenBank genome assembly.
AUGGCGGAACACAUAUCUGACCCUACUGGGCUGCGAAGCAGUACGGGAUAUAUGCCAAUUGAACAAUAUGGGUUGAUAGGAAACAUGCACACCAGUGCUCUAGUGGCCNNUGACUUUGAUUCACCAUCUGUUUUCUGUCGCAUGCUGGACAAGAACAAGGGUGGUCACUUCAACAUCGGUCCUCCUCCAGGUCUGAAGAUCACCACGAAGCAACAAUAUCUGCCUAGCAACAACAUUCUCCAAACCAGAUAUCUGCACGACGAUGGCGUCUUGACUCUUACAGACUUCUUCCCACGUCCUCUCAAAGUCGACAAACUUGGCCCUUCAGUCGGACAUGGCAGUACUAUCGAUCCUCGCAGCGGUCUCAAGAAGUGGCUGGUCCGAAGAGUCGAGUGUAUCAGAGGUGCUACAGACGUCAACGUGGAAGUCUUCCCUGCUUUCAACUAUGCUCAGGACUCUCACACCACCGAGAUUGUGAAAACCGACGACGAGGCACAGCGGGUUGUACACUUCCGCUCUGAGAAGUUGUCCUUGGAGCUUGUGGCCACUAUUGAUUGUGGUGACGAUUCUCCUUGCCCAGAGUUUUCCUUCUCGAAGAAACAGAUUGACGGCUGUUCUUUGGGUGAAGGUGUGACUGCAACGAUCAAUCUCAAAGAGGGCCAAUCCAUUUCCUUUGUGCUGAGAGACCUCGAAGAAAGCAACAAGGAAACCAUCUCCACUGCUCUUCUUGACCAGAUCCAACAGGACACUUCGACUUACUGGUUCAACUGGAUCUCCAAGUCAAAGUACAAGGGACGCUGGAGAGAAGUCGUCAGCAGAAGUCUGAUGAUUUUGAAGAUGCUCACGUAUGAACCAACGGGAGCCAUUGUUGCGGCACCCACCUUCUCUCUGCCCGAAGACUUUGGCGGUGGUAGAAACUGGGACUACAGAUUCUCGUGGGUCAGAGAUUCGUCUUUUACCAUUUACAUACUUCUCCGCAUGGGCUUCACCGAAGAGGCAGAAGCGUACAUGAACUUCCUCAGCGACCGCCUGAUUGACUCUCGCAAACCCGAUGGCGGUCUUCCAAUCAUGUUCUCCAUCCGUGGUAGUACCGACCUUCCAGAGAUUGAACUCUCCCACCUAUCCGGCUACCAAGACAGUAAACCCGUCCGUAUCGGCAAUGGCGCAGCUUUCCACAAGCAACUAGACAUCUACGGAGAAAUGAUGGACAGCAUCUACUUGUACAACAAAUACGGCAAGCCAGUGAGCUACGACCUCUGGGUCGCAGUCAGANNAAAACUCACAGACUACGUUUGCGGCAUCUGGAAAGAAACCGACAUGUCAAUCUGGGAAGUCAGAUCCGCACCCAUGAACUACACAUACUCAAAGAUCAUGUUGUGGGUAGCCAUCGACCGCGCCCUACGCCUAGCCGACAAACGCUGCUUCCCCUGUCCAAACAGGAUGAAGUGGUUGGAAACCCGCGACCAGAUCUACGAUGAUGUGAUGGAAAAGGGCUACAACCACGAGAUGAAGUGCUUCAUUCAAAGCUAUGAAAGCAACGAAGUCUUGGAUUCUGCAGUCUUGAUUGCUCCUUUGGUGUUUUUCAUUGCGCCUAAUGAUCCUCGCUUUACCUCUACCCUUGAACAAAUCCUUCUUGCGCCAGANAAAGGUGGUCUCACCUCUACUGGCCUGGUCUACCGCUACAACACUUUAAAAUCCGAUGAUGGCGUUGGAGGCCGUGAAGGCGCAUUUUCCAUGUGUACUUUCUGGUUAGUGGAAGCACUAACCCGUGCGGGCGCCUACGACAAAAAGUAUCUCAUCAAAGCCAUCAACAUUUUCGAGAACAUGUUGAGCUUCUCGAAUCAUUUGAAUAUGUUUUCGGAGGAGAUUGCUAGGAGUGGAGAGCAGCUUGGAAAUACUCCUCAGGCGUUUUCGCAUUUGGCUUUGGUUAGUGCUGCGUUCAAUCUUGAUCGCGUGACUCAGGGAAGUGGCGGCAUGUAA